AUGUACGCGAUCAUUGUUGACGGCGGCCGCCAGUACAAAGUCCAAGAGGGUCAAGAGCUGGCCCUGGACUACCGCGAAGACGUCAAGCCCGGCGACGUGCUGACGCUCGACAAGGUCGUCGCCGUCGGCGCCGGCGAGGGCCUCAAGGUCGGCACGCCGACCGUCGCGGGCGCGAGCGUCACGGCCUCGGUCCUCGGCACGGGUCAGGGCGUCAAGAUCGACGUCGUGAAGAUCCGCCGCCGCAAGAACAGCCGCCGCCACACCGGCCACCGCAAGAUGUUCACGAAGGUCAAGAUCGACGCGAUCGCGGGCUGA
Molecule: messenger RNA, 315 nt
Organism: Symbiodinium sp. CCMP2456
Lineage: Eukaryota; Dinophyceae; Suessiales; Symbiodiniaceae
Source: the annotation of a GenBank genome assembly